AUUGUGGGGUGGACAUGGGUCUGUGUGCCGUGCUGUUGAUUUGUCUCUCACAGGCAGAGCUGACCAGAGUGUGGGCUCAGGAGCAGAAAGGUAUAAUUCACGGGCAGUCAGUUAAGACUAAUGGAGGUCCAUCAGACAUCCAGAGAACAAGAAGAGACCAGCAAGAUCCCAGCAGACGCACACUGAACAGAACUGGACAAGAGCCGACCAAUAGGCUGUCCAUUGACAUGCUCCCUGACAAUAUGACACGAGUGGUGGAGGACUCCCAGAGGUACUACUCCUGGCGCAGUUUUGGUCCUGGUGACAAACGCACACAGGAUCUCUGGGUGGAUCUUGAUUCAGUGCAUCAAGGACCUGUCAGAGUGCACGCUAUCCUAUCCAACACACACCGACAAGCAUCGCGGUUGGCACUAACCUUUGACUUCCUUUUCUAUGGACAUCAAGUGAGACAAAUCACCAUAGCAACUGGAGGUAUUGUAUAUAGACUCUGUUCACCUCUCUCCUACAUCAGGCCAUCUGGAGCAUAUCAGACUGGUUUGUGUUUGCCUUAGCACACAGACACAGAAAAUGUCUAACAUGAGAUGCUUCCAUGACC
This is a messenger RNA of Sinocyclocheilus anshuiensis, 595 nucleotides long. RefSeq names its product plexin domain-containing protein 1-like. The coding region runs from base 15 to 551 and encodes 178 amino acids. The transcript is spliced from 4 exons. Lineage: Eukaryota; Metazoa; Chordata; Actinopteri; Cypriniformes; Cyprinidae. The record is from RefSeq and is a predicted model, not a curated record.